AUGCCUUCAAUUGGGAAUUCUACUAUUCUUAUUAUCGGCGGCUCUUACGGGAUAGGAUGCGGCGUCGCGCAAAAAGCCCUCUUCGAGGCUUCGGUGGUUCAUAUUGCGUCUUCGAACUCUCCUCGGGUCCGGGAGAUCACUGACGCACUGAAAACACAAUUUCCAAAUGCGCGAAUUUCCGGACACGUCUGCGACCUUGCGGGGCCAGACGUCGAGAAAAGCCUCGAACGCCUCCUGGCCACCAUCGCACCACUUGACCACAUCGUCUUUACCGCUGGUGACAGUCUGGCCAUUCAACCUUUGAGCACCAUCGAUCUUGAUGCCAUCCACCGGGCAGGCCACGUUCGAUUUUCUGUUCCUCUUUUACUCGCAAAGCUAGGCCCUCGUUUCGUCAAUCCGGUUUAUAAAUCAUGGAUCACACUCACCUCCGGGGCCGGCUCACAAAAGUCAUUCCCGAAUUGGUCAUUAAUCGCUGGAUAUCAUACAGGUAUUUAUGGUAUAACCUGUAACCUUGCGUUGGACUUGAAACCCCAUCGAGUCAACCUUGUUAGCCCUGGUGUAAUUGCAACCUACCUUUGGGGAUCAGAUGGAGUGCCCGACGAGGUGAAAGACCACCACAUUGAGUAA
Penicillium samsonianum is the source of this 627-nucleotide messenger RNA. Its product is annotated as oxidoreductase, short chain dehydrogenase/reductase family. Gene Ontology annotation, molecular function: oxidoreductase activity. NCBI's taxonomy places the organism in Eukaryota, Fungi, Ascomycota, Eurotiomycetes, Eurotiales, Aspergillaceae. The transcript has a single exon. Bases 1 to 627 code for a protein of 208 amino acids. The record is from RefSeq and is a predicted model, not a curated record.